AUGGCAACUUCUAGUGUGCCCAGUGAUUCUCUAUCACCUUCUGCUGCUAUUCAUGGCAAUUCGCAGAGUGUUGGAUCUUCCAUAACUAAUAUGGUUGAUUCUUCACACCCUUACUAUCUCCAUCCCUCGGAUUAUCCAGGGAUGAGUCUCGUCUCUUCACCAUUUGAUGGCAAAAGCUAUGGUGGAUGGAAAAGAGCAGCUGUUAUAGCUCUUUCAGCAAAAAAUAAGUUGGGUUUUGUUGAUAAUACUUUAGCUCUUCCUAGUGUUGAAUCUGGUCUACAGAAGGCUUGGCUGAGAUGCAAUGAUAUGGUCCUCUCUUGGCUGUUGAAUUCCUUGUCUAAGGAAAUUGCAGAGAGUGUCUUGUAUUCUCAAAAUGCCAAGGAUCUAUGGAGUGACCUGGAAGAUAGAUUUGGUCAGGCCAAUGGAGCCAAACUUUUUCAAUUACAAAAGGAAUUAAAUGCUGUAGUUCAAGGAAACACAAGUGUAUCAACCUAUUUCACAAAAAUGAAAAGCUUAUGGGAUGAACUGGAUGCAUUUAAUACUUCUUCUGGUUGUGUGUGUGAGUGUGAAUGUGGUGGAAAAAUAAAAACUAUCAAAGCACACCAAGACGAGAGGCUGUUGCAAUUUUUAAUGGGACUUAAUGAUGUGUUUAUAGGUGUUAGGAGCAAUAUUCUCUUAUCUGCUCCUUUGCCCAGUAUUGGACAAGCCUAUUCUCUUGUCAUUCAAGAUGAAAAACAGAGAGAAAUACACUCUUCACCUAGCUAUCCAACAGAUGCUGGUUCUUUUGUUGCAAAUACACAACCAGAAGAAAGGAGAAACAAUGAUUAUAGAGGAAAUCGAGGAAAUUUUUAUGAGCAGAAGAAGGAGACUGUGAUGUGUUCAUAUUGUAAGAAGAUUGGACAUACUAUAGAAAAAUGCUACAAGAUCCAUGGGUUUCCCUCAAAUUUCAAAUUCACAAAACCUAGAAAGUUUCAAGGAAGGGCACAUGCCAACUAUGUUACGGGUCCAAUGGAAAAAGGAAGUGCAGUUGAUGAGUAG
This is a messenger RNA of Lycium barbarum (goji berry), 1038 nucleotides long. RefSeq lists its product as uncharacterized. NCBI's taxonomy places the organism in Eukaryota, Viridiplantae, Streptophyta, Magnoliopsida, Solanales, Solanaceae. The transcript has a single exon. The coding region runs from base 1 to 1038 and encodes 345 amino acids. The record is from RefSeq and is a predicted model, not a curated record.